CGUCUGGUCCGGCGGCUUCCGGGUGUUCGGCUGCGGCCAUUUUGGGCUUCGCUUCCCUUCGCCGCCCGCCACCCAGCCCUUCCGCUCUCCCGUUUCGCGCCUGGGUGCGGACCGCGGCCUCCGGAGACGCCGCCGCCGCCGCCGCCGCGGGAGGGACCCGGUCUAGGGUGGAGGAGCGGUGCCGCACGGACUAGGACGGACGUCUCCUUCCCCGGCGGGAUGGACGGGACUGCGGCCGCCACCGCCUGCGUGGGCCGCCAAGCCGUGCGGUGCAGCGCCCGCGGCGGAAGCCGCCGCCCCCGGGGCCCCCUCUGCCGGCGCGGGGAUCGGCCUGCCGUACCGACUCGGUGGCUGGGCACGGCUGAGGCUGUGUAGGCCUCGGAUCCCGGCCGCCCUGACGCCGCCGAGCUCCGCGCUUGUGGCCUGAAGCCACUGCCGAGGAGAGGAGAUGGAGCUGGGAACGCUCGGGCCUCGGAAGCGGCCGGCCCCUCGGAUGGGCUCCUGGUUCCGGCUGCCCUUCUUCCUUCGGCGAUGGCACGCCCGCUCUUCCGAGUUCCCGAUGCCUCCCUCUCGGGAAAACUCCGGGGACCCCGCAGUGCCGGCCUCCGCCCGGCCCGAGCCUCGCACCAGGUACUGGACCAGAUUGCUUUCCCAGCUCUUUGCCCUGCUGCCUUGCUUGCUCCAGAAGCUGUUUCUUUGGAGCCAGCUUUUCGGGGGCAUGAUCCCCGCGAGAUGGCUAGAUUUCGUAGCGGGUUACAGCGCCCUGCGAGCCUUGCGAGGACGGGAGGAGCCCGCCACUUCCGCGGUGCAGAAAUCUUUGGGUUCACUGCGGCUGGACUCUUCGGAAGACUUGGUUGUCAGCCCCCUUGAUUGGCUAGAGGAGGGACUCCAAUGGCAGUACUCGUCCUCAGACCUGGAGGUGAAAUUUAAAGCCCAGGAGAGAGCUGUGGACUCCGCAGCGUACACCUUUCUCCUGGAGCAGCAGCUGUGGGGAGUGGAGUUGCUGCACAGGAGUCUUCAAGCCGGUCUGGUCUCCCACCGAGAACUUGGCCCUGCACCCUCUGGGCCUCGCCACGCUCAGAGCGUAGGUAGUUUCAAGGUAGUGUCCUAUCUCCUGAACCCUUCCUAUCUGGACGGCCUGCCCCAGCUAGAGCUGUGCCAGCAGGACGGCGUUGGCGCUGGCCAGCUCGUGGAUUUCCGAACACUAACCCCCGAGAGCUGUUGCCUCUUUGAAGAUGCUUGUCACCCCCAGCCGCUGCGUGCCGAGAUCUCGGCGACCGCGUGGCAGAGGUGCCCCCCUCUUUCUACAGAAGGCCUGCCGGAAAUCCACCACCUCCGUACGAAACGCCUAGAAUUCCUUCAGGCUAACCACAAGGGGCAAGAGUUACCCACCCCUGACCAAGAUAAUGGCUACCACAGCCUGGAGGAGGAACAUAGCCUUCUCCGGAUGGACCCACCACACUGUACAGAUAGCCCAGCACACGCGGUGUCCCCUCCUGGAGCCAGCCCGGAGCCCACUGAGAAAAAGAUAGACUUGUUGAUGCAAGAAGUUUCACAAAGCCCCCAGGGAAGCAAUCCGACUUGCGAGUUACCUGUGGAAAAAGAAGGUGAAGGGGGCCACACUAGUGUAGUCGACUGCUCAGACGUAGAGGAUGGCCUUCCUGUUUCUGGCAGACCAGUUUGUAGCAACAAACUGAUCGAUUAUAUUUUGGGAGGUGCCUCCAGUGACUUAGAAAGCAGCUCCGACUCGGAAAGUGAGGAUUGGGACGAGGAUCCCGAGGAUGAUGGUUUUGAUAGUGAUGGCUCUCUGUCCGAAUCAGAGGAGGGACAGGACUCUGACGGGCUUCACCUUUGGAACUCCUUCUGCAGUGUAGAUCCUUACAAUCCCCAGAACUUUACAGCCACAGUUCAGACUGCUGCCAGACUUGUCCCUGGAGAGCCGUGUGAUUCUGGGAAGUCCUUGUCUGGCAACUCGGAUGUAGGAAGUGCUUGGGCCGGGCACCUUCCUGAGACCCCCGAGCAUAGUUCUGGGGAGGAAGAGGACUGGGAAUCCAGUGCAGAUGAGGCGGAGAAUCUUAGGUUGUGGAACUCUUUCUGCAAAUCUGAGGACCCCUACAACCUUUUAAAUUUUAAGGCUCCUUUUCAAACAUCAGGGAACAACUGGAAAGGUUGUCAGGACUCAAAAGCAUCGUCUGAGGCCAUGGUGGCCUUUUCUGGGGGUCAUAACUUACUUUCUUGUAAGGUACAACUGUUAGAAAGCCAAGAAGAUAAUUGUCCAGACUAUGGGCUGGGUGAGGCUCUUUCUGGAGAAAAAUACACCCAUAUCAAAAGAAAAAAGGUAACCUUCCUUGAAGAAGUUACCGAGUAUUACAUAAGUGGGGAUGAGGAUCGCAAAGGACCAUGGGAAGAAUUUGCAAGGGAUGGAUGCAGGUUCCAGAAACGGAUUCAAGAAACAGAAGAUGCCAUUGGCUACUGCUUGACAUUUGAGCACAGAGAAAGAAUGUUCAGUAGACUCCAGGAACAUGUUUCAGAAGACUUCCUAUUGUUCAGCAAUGUUAGGAUGAGUGAACAGCCUGUGGCCCUGGCCCACACUUUCUCUUGCUUGAGAGGUUUCUCUUAAAAACAGAUAUUGGCAGCUGUCCUUGGACAUGUUUUUAAAGAAACAACUUGUAUCUAGUGAUGUGGUUAAAUUGUUUUUGGGUAAUGUAUCUCAUUAGAAACACCAACUCCGAUAAUGAAGGAUCUCUAAUCUUUAAUCUUCUCUUUUCCUGUUUGGUUGGAUGUGGUUUUUGUGACAGAGUCUUACUACAUAAUUCUGGUUGGCCUAGGUCUGUGUGUAGACCAGGCUGGCCUUGAAAUUGGUAUCUUCUUGCCUCUUUCUUGUGCCGCUGUGCCCAGCUGGAAGUGAUUUUAAAUAUCCUCCGCUUAAUUGAGGUGAAAAGGGACCCUCUGAGUCAUUACUUUGCACUUUGAAAACUUACGGAGGCAGGGGGCAGCCGGGCCACAUAGUGUGGGCUCUGGGCCAGUCGGGGCUGCAAGCUGAGACCAGGUCUUAAAGGGCAAAAAUAAGAAAAGGGUUUUCUUGGUUUUCAAGACAGGGUUUCUCUGUGUAGUCCUGGCUGUCCUAGAACUUGCUCUGUAGACCAGGCUGGCCUCGGACUCCUAGAGAUGCUCCUGCUUCUGCCUCCCAUCCUGAAUACUGGGGUUAAAGACAUGCCUCACCAUGCCUGGCACAAAAAAGUUUCUUUCCAGGCCUGUAAUUCCAGUUACUUUGGAGACUGAGGCAGGAGGAUAGAAAAUUCAAGGUCUGCCUGGGCCACAUAGUGAAUUCAGGGCCAGCGUGGGUAGUUUAGCAAUACCUUAUCUUAAAAGGAAAGUGGGAAAGGAGACUAGGAGUACAGUUGAGUAGCAAAGGGCACCUGCCUGUGUGUGCAAAGCUUUGGGUUCAGUUCCCACUACUGCAAAAGGAAAAGCAUUUUCCUGGAAAACUAUUAAGGUGUAAGCCUCAUAUUCAGUUCUAUUUUUUUUUUUUUUUUUUUGGUUUUUUCGAGACAGGGUUUCUCUGUGUAGCUUUGCGCCUUUCCUGGGACUCACUUGGUAGCCCAGGCUGGCCUCGAACUCACAGAGAUCCGCCUGGCUCUGCCUCCCGAGUGCUGGGAUUAAAGGCGUGCGCCACCACCGCCCGGCCUCAGUUCUAAUUUAAAUUAUGCACACUUAUCUAAAAACUUUGGGUUCUGGAGUGUUGAGCUUUGCUUGCUUACACAUAUAUGUGUAUAUAUGUACAUACGUGUAUAUAUGUACACACACAUAUAUUUUUUCCCACUUUCAUAGAUUUGACCUAUUUAAGGCUAAAACCUAUUGUACAUGUUACCAACUUAAAAGACAUUGUUAUAUCACUUAAAAACAUGGUGGAUUCUCUCGCUCCGCCCUCUUUUUUUUUUUAAUUUUUCUUUUCUUUUUUUGAAGAAUUGGUCUUGUGUGGUCUAGGCUAGCCUUGAACUCACUACUUAGCUAAGGAUGACUUUGAAAGAUCCUCUUGUUCUCUUGCUAGGAUUGCACACGUGUGUGCCACACAUCCAGAUGGUUUUCUCUAUCUAGGUCUAUUUAAGAUACUUCUAAGGACCACCACGCACCCCAGGUGCAGUACUUUCUUGACUGGGAAAGCAGUGUUGGUGUGCUUUUUAAAGACAGACACUGUGAUGCCCAGCUGGUCUGCCAAACUUCGACAUGUAGCAUAUUUGAUUUCUUUGCACGCUGUCCAUCUGGAAGGUUUCUGUGUUGUAUUCCAGUUGAAUGUGGCUCUUCAUUCAGCUUUCAGUGGGUGGAAAUGUAAAGCACUCUAGGACGUAGUCAUUGCAUUAUAGAUAUUCAGUCUUUAAACUUCAAAGUCUAGAGUUUUCCUAAGAGGAGUAUGCAGACAUCUCUGAAAUUCAGUUUUGUUUUAUGUACUCCAACAGAAAGCCAGUGUUACUUAUUCCCUGCCUCGGCACUGUCACUUUUAAAACCUGUCAUGGUGACACUGUAAACUUGGAUUGAGCAGUUCUGAAUUGUUAAAUACAGACUUCAGUGUCCAGGUUUAUUGUGUUCUAUUUUAUAGAGGAGCAGUGGUGUGAGGUCUGUUCUUUGAGGAAAGCAUAGAGUAUAGCUAGAACAGCCAGAAAGUCUUAGUGUCUUCCCCAAAGCUUGCUUUUGAUUAGUAUGUCUGCAUUGAUUAAGAUGCCUGCAUCAAUUAGUAUGCCUGGUUUAUUCAGUUAGCUUUAUUUGCUGUGUGUAUGCUAGGUUGAGGUAUGUUUAACCACCUCUUUAGUGGUCAGUUCUUCCCGUGUGCCUCAUGCCAUGGGUAGUGGGAACACAGACAAAAAAGAGGGCCUCUAAAGUGGUCAUGGGGAUGAAUUUUCCCAGAAGAGCUUGCAGCAUAACUACCUCAGCUUAUGAUCUCCCUGGUUAUUUCCGUUUGGUGUGCUCUAAGUCUGCCUCCAGUGGUGACAAUGUUCAUUCACACACACUAAGAAUGCAGAACCCUCAUUCUGUGUAUUUUGUGCACCUGCAUUUAGUGAACCCCAGAGUGUAUUGCAGUCUGGAAUAGUGCUGUGGAAACAGGCUAGUUAGGAGCAGUGUCAUUUGGGAAGCAAGCAUGUUGACUUAGGAAAACUGUGACAACAUUCUUUUAAAACCAGACUGCAGCUUAGCAUUUGAUUCAGACAUUUAGGUGUUUUGUGUUCCUGAGACCCAGGAAUGGGGCAUCUGUACAUUUAUUGGGUGUUUGAAAUUUGUUCCAGAUUCCACCUUCACUAUCUAAUGAGUAAAUACUCUGGUACACUGCCUGCCUACAGACAGGGUCAGAUGGUGGCAAGGACCAAAGGAUGCUAACAGCUUGACUGAAGGAGAAGAACCGGGUUACUGUCCUUGUCAUCCCAGGCCCAGAUGUUACGGCCUCUCCCUCCCAAGGAAAGAGAACAACCUCCAAGGCAAGGCAGGGCCUGGAGGUUUUAGCAGAAUAUUUUACACAUUCAAGUCUUGCAAUGGUGCUUUAAAGAUCUGUGUAGCAUGUGAGAAGCUCUGUACAGAUGGGGGGCCCCAUUUCUGAGUUCUGAAGUGUGGAAGCCCUUCAUCUGUGACUUGAAAUCAGAACUAUCAGAUUUUAUUUUUUAUAAUUUAAGGAAGGUGAAGUUUGGGAACAAGAUUUGAAUGGGCUUCUUCAGAUCAGUGAUUUUAAAAUUUAAAUGUAACUAGUGGAGAUUUUAUAGCUCAGAUUAUAUUUGUAUAUAAUUAUUAACUAAUCUGUAAAUUGUAAUAAAUAUAUUUGCAAUUAUUAAA
Messenger RNA from Peromyscus californicus insignis, 5817 nucleotides. It is a transcript of the gene Ppp1r15b, whose product is annotated as protein phosphatase 1 regulatory subunit 15B. The transcript is spliced from 2 exons. Lineage: Eukaryota; Metazoa; Chordata; Mammalia; Rodentia; Cricetidae. The record is from RefSeq and is a predicted model, not a curated record. Gene Ontology annotation, cellular component: endoplasmic reticulum; protein phosphatase type 1 complex. Gene Ontology annotation, molecular function: protein phosphatase regulator activity. Gene Ontology annotation, biological process: response to endoplasmic reticulum stress. The coding region runs from base 449 to 2620 and encodes 723 amino acids.